This is a messenger RNA of Caenorhabditis sp. 36 PRJEB53466, 2241 nucleotides long. Lineage: Eukaryota; Metazoa; Nematoda; Chromadorea; Rhabditida; Rhabditidae. The record is from the annotation of a GenBank genome assembly.
AUGUACCCAUCACCUUCUAUUUUCAUAUUCCUUCUCACUUUCCUCGUUUUACAAGGUAUAUUUCGAAGUCUCAUUAAAAAUACAAAUUUUAAGAACAUUCUCUGCGUGUAUCUGUAAUUUAUCGAACAUUUAUUUACUGCUAUGGGAUAGUCUUUUUUCUGAAAACCAAUUCUUCACAACUAAACAACGAUUUCCGAGGGGAAAAGUCUGAAAAAUCGAUAUUCUUAUAGCAUCUUGCGGCCUGAACAAUGGAGUUUCGUCGAAAAGGAAGGAACGGGCGAUCGACGACAACAUUCCGAUUAUUGAGAUCCGCGGAGAGGGGGCUCCGAUGAGCUCCGCCCAAAUUAGGCAUCUGGAGGAAAUGGACAAUGGCGGACCGCUCGACAUCAAGGUAAAAAUCAGAAUUUCCUCCAAAAUCGUUCCUUUUCGCAAUACUGAGCUCGCAAAAUACUUUUUCCGGUUUGAACAAGCAAAUUUCAAUGAAAAAAAAAGGCAAUUUUCCGAUUGCGGCACACGUGAUUCUAUAUCAUAGGCCUGCGUUCACGAUAGACUCAUCGCGAAUCACCUGUUGUUCGGUUUUGUUCGGUCCGUCUUUCUUUCUGCUGCGCUCAGCAAACAUACAAAAAAACAGACAGAAACACGCCACGGCGACCAAAAACGUAGAAAGGGGCGUGGCCUAGCGUGCACGAUUUAUCACCAUUUUGGCACGAAACGUCGAAUCGUCGAACCCCUAUCGUUAAUUCACAAUCCUUCAAAAAAUGUCUAAAAAAAGUUGAAACUGCAAAAAAGUGCGUUUUUUUAGAUCGAAAAAACGUUUGUGCCUGCAAAAUGUCCUGAACUUUCGAAGCGUCUCGAUUUCAUCACUUUCCACUAUAAGGUAAGGUUUUGAAAAUAUUUUUCUGUAUUUCUAAAUACGCAUUUUGUCAGGUAUUCACUGAGGACAACAAGAAAGUGUACCAAACUUACGGGACCGGUCCGGUGACCAUCCAACUUGGCACCGGAAUGAUUAUGCCCGGAUUGGACAAGGUAAAAAGAAACAUUUCGAUACGUUUUUUCAAUGAUUUCAAACACUUCCCAAAACAGGAACCAGAUUUUCUCCGUUUCGCUACAAUUAACCUACUUUUUGCGCGUACUUGUUUUUCUUUCGUACGCAAAACACAAAUGAUUGAUUGGGUUAUAGCGAAGGAGACGAGAAAAGCGCCAGCAACUGCUUGCGCACUUUUAGUAGCCCUAACUACCGUAAUCCGUGUUGCAGGGACUCAAAGGCAUGUGUGCUGAGGAGCUGAGAAAAGUGAGAGUGCCGUAUCGAUUGAGCCGAAAGAGCAAGAGCAAAGGUUGGCAAAUUUUGUAAAUUUUAUGAAAAACCUGUAAUUUUUGCCAAACACCAUCUUUUUCAGUGUGGAAAAACAUUCCGAACGACGAAAAUUGGCUGAUUUUCAACAUUGAAAUGGUCCGAAUCGAGCCGUAUUCGCCGCAAAAACAGUUCAAAUUUCUGGAUUUGAACGGCGACGGACAACUGGAAACGGCCGAAGUGCAGGAAUUCCAGAGGAAAAUGAAGAAAGAGUACGGGAAGACGUGGAAGAAUGAAGACGUGGACAAUGCGACCGCAGCCGCCUAUUAUGUCAGGUUAGACGGGGCUUUUCAAUUUUAUUCUUGAAACUGAAAAUUGGUUUUUUUUCAAAAACUUCUGUUCCAACAAUUAGGCUGGCAGCAUAGGCGAAACAAUCGAUAAAGCGAGGCGCCGUAAACAGUGUGCCUUGCCGACAAUUUCUUAGCGAGAAAAUGCGGCUCCCCUCGUUUUCGCACAUUGAAAAACUGAAAACUUGCAGAUAUUUCGACGUGAACGGAGACGGAAAAGUGGUCGAAAGUGAAUGGCUGAAAGUGAUGGAAAGGGACGGAAAAUCGAUGGAAACGACGAAAUCGAAGGUGAAAGGAAAGAAGAGAGAUCCGGCGAUCGGAUGGAUUCUCGACUUUGACAACGACGGAAUCGUCUCUUAUAAGGUACGUAACACAUUUUCAAGAAAAAGUUCGAAAUUGGCGGCCGGGGGACUAGAAAACUCCAGCUGCCGCCGUGCACUUCUCGUGGACUCUUUUGCUUAUUUGUAAAGCUCCGCAUAUUCGGGAGAAUUCGGAACUUCCCGUUUCAAAAAUAGCACUUCUUUUCAGGAAAACGACGAAGCGGCGGAUCGAUUCGAAGCGGGACCGACUCUUUUGCCGACCGAAUCCAAAGAUGAACUUUGA